Molecule: messenger RNA, 2019 nt
Organism: Exophiala xenobiotica
Lineage: Eukaryota; Fungi; Ascomycota; Eurotiomycetes; Chaetothyriales; Herpotrichiellaceae
Exons: 1
Coding region: 68-1798 (576 amino acids)
Biological process (GO): protein N-linked glycosylation; nucleoside diphosphate catabolic process
Cellular component (GO): Golgi apparatus; membrane
Molecular function (GO): UDP phosphatase activity; GDP phosphatase activity
Source: RefSeq, a predicted model, not a curated record
CCCCCAACUGCGACUCCUUUACAGACUCUCGCUCUUCCUAAGAUUCAGCGUAACCUCUCUCCCACCCAUGUCCUCCUCCAACUCCGCCGAUCGAUCUGGAAUCUGGUCAUAUGUUCCAUUCGGCUCCUCUCCUCGUCGUCGCUCCGUAUCCAGCGGCCUCCCAUUGAGACAUUCCGCCAACGGCAGCGCAGACAAUACACCCUGGGAUCCCUUUGAGAAAUCAGACCGACAGACAAGAGGGAACGGCACAGGCCGUACGUUCAGCCUGGAGACUCUACAAAACGCGUGGAUGACUCAAAGUCGACAAGCACGCUUCUACAAAACGGGGGGUGUUUUGACAUUAAUAGUCCUGUUGUACUGGUUUCUGUCUGGCGGUAGCAGUUAUGGCUCGAGUACGAACAACAUCUACACUCCUGGCAAUUCGCCGACCACGAAGUGCACGAAGCCUCAUGAUCUUUCCAAACCGCUUGUUCAGUAUGCCAUCAUGAUCGAUGCAGGAAGCACAGGCAGCAGAAUUCACGUGUACAAAUUCAACAAUUGCGGGCCUACGCCGGAACUCGAAAAUGAGGAGUUCAAGAUGACGGAGAAGCGACCAGAAGGGUCGGGAUUGAGCUCUUAUAAGACGGACGCUGAGGGAGCAGCAAAGAGCUUGGAUCCGUUGAUGCAGGUGGCCAUGACUUCGGUGCCGGAUGAGUACAAGUCAUGCACCCCUGUUGCAGUGAAAGCGACCGCAGGUCUGCGAUUGCUCGGGGAUGAGAUGAGCAAGAAGAUCCUGGAGGCCGUCCGCACCCGUCUGGAGACACAAUAUCCUUUCCCAGUAGUCUCGAAAGAUAACGGUGGUGUUGAAAUCAUGAAAGGAGAGGACGAGGGCGUCUACGCAUGGAUUACCACAAACUAUCUACUAGGCAAGAUCGGAGGACCGGAUGAAACCCCUACGGCAGCCGUCUUCGACCUUGGUGGCGGAUCAACACAGAUUGUGUUCCAGCCGACUUUUAAGAACAGUCCGCAUGGAGGUAUGCCACCUAAAAUGGCCGAUGGCGACCACAAAUACAGCCUCAAGUUCGGCGGUCGUGAAUUUGAACUGUAUCAACAUUCUCAUCUCGGCUACGGCCUCAUGUCUGCACGAAAAGCUCUGCACGCUUCAGUCCUCGAUCACAUGCACAAACAGAACCCGAAUUCCCGAGAAUGGCUGUCAAAGCCCAUUCCUAACCCCUGCAUUACACCCGGCACCAAGAAAAAGGUCGACGUCACGAUGCCGGCGGACCAUGAACUAGCAGGCGAGCACAGCGUCAUCAUGGAGGGACCCGUCGACGCGCUGCCGGCUCAAUGUCGCGCGUUGGCCGAAGGCCUCUUGUACAAGGACAAGGAAUGCAGCAUUGCGCCAUGCUCGUUUAACGGCGUGCAUCAGCCUUCUCUGGAGAAGACCUUUUCCCGCGAAGACGUGUACAUCUUCUCCUAUUUCUACGAUCGAACGCACGAUCUCGGAAUGCCCGAGUCCUUCACGCUCAAAGAACUGCACGAUCUGACCGAGAAAGUCUGCGGCGGGGAGGAACACUGGGAUGCUUUUGCGGGCAUCGAAGGUGCUCUGGCCGACCUGCGCGACCGACCGGAAUGGUGCCUUGACUUGAACUUUAUGAACGCCCUUUUACACACGGGUUAUGAGAUGCCGAUCGAUCGAGAAGUCAAGAUCGCGAAGAAGAUCAAGGGUAAUGAACUGGGCUGGUGUCUUGGUGCGAGUUUGCCGUUAUUGGAACCCGGCAGUGGUUGGGAGUGUCGGAUUAAUGAGAUUGUUGCAUGAGUACCCGUUCCAAUGACGGUUUCCUUUCUUGUACAUUGUUCGAGCGAGCCGCAAAGCUCUGGGGGGCUUUUUUCAAUGUAGUGGCUGGCAUCGGGAAGGCUACUGCCAGCAUAGGAGUCACGCGACCUACGGAUAGACAUGAUUCUGCGGGCGAAACGAAAAGAGGGCUCACGCUAGAGUACUCCGUAGAGUAAAGGAGUAAUUGAUACAUACCUAUACAU